ACUUUCUGAUUACAUUUUAAAGCGACCGAGCAUGCGCCCCUCUCGCUCAGAAAUGGUACGUGCCGGAUUCUGCGUCAGCCUUUGUUUACAAAUCAACCCUUUAGCUGUUUCUGUCGGGCAGCGUGGCGGACGCCGGCUAAACGGUCCCAUCUAUUUGAAUAAAAACAACCAUCACGACUGGAUAUUUGUUAUCUGAAGCUAUAUUAAAAAUGCCCUGUCGAAAGGAGAACUAUAUAUUUUUGGAACAGUCAGUAACGGUGGAUUCUAAGGAAGUAGACGCGCUCGUGUCGAAAAUCGGCGAGGCGCUGCAGCUUCACAACAAUAGCUCCAGCCAGAAGGCGAUGUCACGUCUACACGGUCUCGCGAGCAGCAGACCUAACGUUAACGGCGGCAGCAACAACGGCAGCAGCGCGGCGGGCGCUCAGCGGUGCAUCCGUCUCCGCAGCCGGAGUUUACGUACCAGCCGGGCCAGUCCGUACAACCCACCCGGAUCCAGCGAUCAGGAAUGGGGCCAUUUCAGAUCCUCGUGGAACCGAAAGAAAAUCGACGAGGACGAUCCGCACCAGCUCCUCCAGGAGCUCAUAUUGUCGGGGAAUCUGAUCAAGGAAGCGGUCAGACGACUUCAGUUUUCCUCGGAACCAACGGAGCACGACAUAUCCACAUCUGUAGACUGACUUGAACAAGUGAGCUCCUGACGUUUUCAGAGCUCAUUGUCAUACGUUGGUUUUACAAACUUUGAAAUCACACCCUUUUGAUUUUUCUAUUGUAUAUUGCUGAGAUGGAAACGUUAUGUAUUUGGACUCUUCUGGACUCUUUUCAACGUGACCCUACCUUAUUCACCCAUUUUUAAAUCUCAGUGUUCGGAUUGAAAUGCAAAUGUGAUGCAAAAAAUCUUGUGGUUUAUAGCAAUGCAUUUUAUUAUAGUAUUAACUAGCCUCUGGUUGGUUUGUCCUAGAAUGGUGCAUCAUGUUUUGGUUUGCUGGAGUUCAGCACUGUGUGUCAGUAGCAAACAAGAAAUGCUCAACUGCUUUGUUUACAAUGUAGAUGUGCUCGGGCUGCUGGUUUGCAGUCCUUGCCUAGAUCAGGCUACGAGUCACACUUUUUGUUUAACUAUGUUUGGAUACCGAGAUAUCACUAUUUUGAUUUCAAACUGGCCCUGUGUGCAGGGCCCUUGUUCUCUGUCUCUUUGAUUUCCAUGCGAGGAGCAAGGCCAACACUCCUUCUCGAAGAGAAAAUCAGAUCAAACUCACAUGUGUGUGGGUAAAUGUGUUAUACAAGGGGGAUGUGAACACAACACAAUGACACCGUGGUGCUUUUUGAUUCCAGUGUGGAGUUCUCAUGUUUUUUUCCCCCACUCUGUGUAAACUGCGUAUGCUUCGCAACGAAGUGUUUUUAAUAACUCUGAUUGUUCAGAGAGUUUGGUGUCUAAUAAACAUGGUGUUUUGGCAU
This is a messenger RNA of Sinocyclocheilus grahami, 1449 nucleotides long. It is a transcript of the gene gbp, whose product is annotated as glycogen synthase kinase binding protein. The record is from RefSeq and is a predicted model, not a curated record. NCBI's taxonomy places the organism in Eukaryota, Metazoa, Chordata, Actinopteri, Cypriniformes, Cyprinidae. The transcript has a single exon. Gene Ontology annotation, cellular component: cytoplasm. Bases 210 to 674 code for a protein of 154 amino acids.